UAUAUCUAUUCAAAUUUUUUCCUGUGAGUGAUACCUUUAUGACUACAGUCGGCUACACGACACUUUCGACCAAUGACAGCAUGGAUUUAGACUGUGACACGGAAGGCUGGUUGUGUUAUGAUUGUGACGGGAAGACAUAUGUGAUAAUGAAUACAACAACUGAAAUCGAAGGCAUGCCAUUGUAUUGUAGAUAUAUGAAAUUUAAAAAAGUUUCGAGAAUCAUAUACUUAAUGGUGGCGCUGUUUAUAUUCUUGCUUGCUGUCAUCGGAAACGCGUUGGUAUUGAUAAUCGUGAAGAGGUUUCGCGACAUGAAAAAUGUGACCAACUACCUGUUAGCCAACUUAGCUGUCACUGAUUUAACGUGUACUUUCCUUGCCUCGCUUCCCUCAGUGAUCAUAUACUUUCAUGAUAUCAUCCCGGAGCAAUGGACAUUAGUAAUUAUUAAUUACGUGCAGAUGGUAACAGCCCAGGCUAGUUGUGUAACUUUCAUCGUAUUGGCCGUGCACCGUUACUUCGUUUCUAAGAACAUGUUUGCAAAAGGAAACCAAGUUCCCUAUCGGAUUCAGCUGUCUAGUGUUCCGAAGAUCUUAGCAUCCAUUUGGAUAUUGUCUGUGGUAUUACAUGUACCAGUGCUUAUUCUUAAAAUUCGUCAGGGCACAGAUGAUGAAAAAUGGAGGUAUUACAUAAUAUACUACUUUAUAAUGGUGUAUGUCAACCCACUAGUCAUAAUUCCUGUGCUGUACUACAACAUCGUGGACUUGAUAUGGCGCGCCACGAGCGUCAGAUCAAACAGUUCAAAUUCAUCGGCGGUUCUUUCUGGAAUUCGAUUGCAGACUCAUCGGAAGAAAAAACGCGCAAGUCGUGUCAUAUUUGCAGUUGUCUGCAUUUUUAUUGUGUGCUGGACGCCUUACUGUAUAUUUAAUUUCUACAUAGCCUUUUUUCCUUAUCGCAGCCCGAUGUCGAUGUGGGCUUUUAUGGACUCGGCAAGACUUGUGUCUCACACACUGAUAUACUUUUCAAAUUGUAUAAAUCCGAUUAUAUAUGCCUUCUCUGGCCUUCCAUACCGUCGUCAUUUUAAGGAGCUGUUCGCUCUUUGUGUAAUCUACUGUGCCAAGCCUGAGACACAAAUGGACACAACAAAUGAUUUUAUAUAUUCGUAAAACGUUAACAUUGUGGGAUUGAUAUGUCGCGCCACGAGCGUCAGAUAAAACCGUUUUAAUAUACUAGACUAUUGAAUUUUUCUUGUAAAACAUACCCUUUGAGAAUGUAUAGCGUUAUACUUAAAAUUGUUUUAUGCAUGCCUAUAAAGGAGUGGAGUGGUGUAUACUUGCAAUAUGUACAGCUUUGGUUUUAGCCAAGUGGUCGCCCACAUCAACUUCAUAAUGAUGUUCAAUGUUACAUUUUCAAUGACACCAACAUAUUGAGCAGAGUUUGCACGCGGAUACAGAACGUGGAACGUUCGAUUAUGUAAUUAUAUUGUGAUUAAAUUAAACGUAGUGCUUUGUAAAAUAAAAUUUUAAAAAGACUUCAGAAUGCUCAGUAUAUUGCGUUCAAUAUACGCUUAUGCUAGUUUAUCGUCUCUUCAUUUAUUUAUAUAAUAUGUAUAUAUACCAAUAUGUAAUAUAUAUAAUGAUCUUUUCAAAUGCCUAUCGUCUGUAUAUACAUAAGCCUAUACGUAUAUAUAAAUAGAACAUCAACUUCCUUUACUGUAAAGCGAAUUUCAAAAGUAACUUAAUGAGUACACAAACGUUUCUGGGUAUUAUCUUUAGGUCGUACAGAUAAAAGUACACAAGUAAAUAAAUCAAAACCCAGUGAGAGUUAUUCACAAGACAUGUUUCGAGCAUAGCUUUUAUCAUCGUAUAUAUA
Molecule: messenger RNA, 1866 nt
Organism: Anneissia japonica
Lineage: Eukaryota; Metazoa; Echinodermata; Crinoidea; Comatulida; Comatulidae
Product: allatostatin-A receptor-like
Exons: 4
Coding region: 39-1160 (373 amino acids)
Biological process (GO): G protein-coupled receptor signaling pathway
Cellular component (GO): membrane
Molecular function (GO): neuropeptide Y receptor activity
Source: RefSeq, a predicted model, not a curated record